Merops nubicus (carmine bee-eater) is the source of this 566-nucleotide messenger RNA. It is a transcript of the gene DENR, whose product is annotated as density-regulated protein. The transcript has 6 exons. Gene Ontology annotation, biological process: formation of translation preinitiation complex; translation reinitiation. The annotation marks the transcript as partial. Lineage: Eukaryota; Metazoa; Chordata; Aves; Coraciiformes; Meropidae. Gene Ontology annotation, molecular function: mRNA binding; translation initiation factor activity. The record is from RefSeq and is a predicted model, not a curated record.
CCCAGGCUUGGGCCAUGGCCACAGAUGUAGUGGAGCCUGUGGUCCCUGACUGCAGGGGAGAUGUGAGGAGUGGAGCCAGGUCAGACGCCGACUAUCCUCUUCGGGUUCUCUACUGUGGAGUUUGCUCAUUGCCCACAGAGUACUGUGAGUACAUGCCUGAUGUGACUAAAUGCAGACAAUGGUUAGAAAAGAAUUUUCCAGAUGAGUUUGCAAAACUCACAGUAGAAAAUUCACCUAAACAGGAAGCUGGGGUUGGAGAAGGCCAAGGAACUGCAGGAGAAGAAGAAGAGAAGAAGAAGCAAAAGAGAGGUGGAAGAGGACAGAUAAAACAGAAAAAGAAGACUGUACCACAGAAAGUAACAAUAGCUAAAAUUCCUAGAGCAAAGAAAAAAUACGUCACAAGAGUAUGUGGCCUUGCAACGUUUGAAAUCGAUCUUAAGGAAGCACAAAGGUUUUUUGCUCAGAAGUUUUCCUGCGGUGCCUCAGUAACGGGAGAAGAUGAAAUCAUCAUUCAGGGGGAUUUUACAGAUGACAUCAUCGACGUCAUCCAGGAGAAGUGGCCUGAG